AUGUCUUCGGUACUGGAACAAGCAAAUUCAGAAAGGUACUUCAUAAGGCCUGGCGAAAUCGAUGUAGUCGACGAAUCCGAUUUCCGGCAAAAAGUCUCGACGCAAGUUCGACAUAUAAAUAAUACCUUCUCCUCUCCACGUUUGCCGCCUAGUGGAGUUCCUCAGGGAGAUGUGCUCCCCUCUGUUUUGUUUAAUAUCUACACGUUUGAGCUGCCUUCACUUAUUACAAAGAGCGGAGUGAAAUGCAGUGCUUUUGCGAACGACGUUAAAUUAUACCAAGCACUGCAGCGCUCCAUUGAUGUAGUGAAUAGAUGGUCUAAUAAAUGGGCCCUGCCGUUGUCCACAGAAAAGACUACAUCUGUGUUGCAUCUGAGCUCGAAAAAUAGGCAGUGUCCUCAUGUGAUCGAAGGCACUCCUAUCAGGAAAAGGUUUCUUACGAAGAGUGAUGGGUUACGAGUUAUUGAUCCCGAUACUUGUGAGUGGAUUGAUAGGUUGAAGUUGACUUGCCGGUCGUUGGUAGUAAACCUUUCUACGCAGACUUACAAUACGAAGGCAUUCUUCUAUUAG
This is a messenger RNA of Cooperia oncophora, 567 nucleotides long. Lineage: Eukaryota; Metazoa; Nematoda; Chromadorea; Rhabditida; Trichostrongylidae. The record is from the annotation of a GenBank genome assembly.